Molecule: messenger RNA, 592 nt
Organism: Trifolium pratense (red clover)
Lineage: Eukaryota; Viridiplantae; Streptophyta; Magnoliopsida; Fabales; Fabaceae
Exons: 3
Coding region: 97-399 (100 amino acids)
Source: RefSeq, a predicted model, not a curated record
UAAUGCCACCGUGUAUGAAUAUUUGAGAAAAUAGCAGCAGCGGCUUCAAACCUUUCUGCUGCUUCACCGUUCUUCCUUCUCUCCCCGUCAGUCACUAUGGCAAAAAACAGGAACAAGAAGAAGAAAAACGGUGUCGUUUCAAUGGACACAACCGACAUCGUCGUUUCGGAAGCACCUCAAGCAAUGGACACAUCAGAAUCAGUAGCUAAAAUCAAGGUUGCUGGUGCUACCAAUUUGAAGGUGAAGCAGAAUGGAAGACCUAUGAAGAGAUCAAAAAAUGCUCGAAAGAUGAAGAAAAUUGCAAAGGCUAUAUCUGCAAAUGAGAAGUCUGCUGAGAAAGUUUCAAAGCAUGACAACAAAAAAAGUAGAGUUCUAUCUGCCAAAACACUCUAUGAAUAAAUAACUAGCUGGAUGGCUCAUAUCAUCACUGAUUAAAAUAUGAUACUUUAUGUUGCAUGCGGCGAGUAUACACAUUUUGUAAUUUAGUUUACCUAAAUUCAGUUAUUUGUUUAGGCCAAGUGUUUUUUAAGAUCGAAUCUUCGAAUAUUGUUACAUCCUUAUUCUUAUGGUAGAGUUUUGUUCAUUAUAUUUU